AGAAAUAACAAACUCAAUCAAAUCAUUUUUCUCUUAACUUUUUCUUGUUCACAGUGGAGAACAUUCAGCUAAAUUUGAACCUUCAGGUGGGAAACAAAAGUGGUGUUGUGUGCAGCGGUGAAUUGACUGUUUGCCUGGAUGGCCUUAAUGUUGACUUGGGAAAUUUGCCUAAUGGCACCAUCAUGACAGAAAAAUUUCAGCAGAAUGGUAGAAUUCACCAAGCUGAUGAUUCACAAUGUUCACCCUCCUGUACUAGUGUUUCUCCAGACAGAGUGAGAGCACACAGGCAGAAUGGAGUUGCUGUACAAGGGCCUGUCAUUAAUGGAGAGAACACAGAAAAUGGGGUGUGUGAUAGCGCUAAAAGUAAUCAGAAACAUGCAUCCAGCGUGUGUUCCCAUUCACCAACAUUUAGUGGAAUAGCAAAUGGAGAAACUCCUUCAAAUGAAGGUGACAGCGGCAACUGGAGUAAUGGGUUAAAUCCUGCCACCCCACUAGCUGUGGCACUUCCCUCGGCCUCCGUUACCAGCUCAUCGACCACCGGCACUGCAAGUCCCUCCAUAUCGUCAGCAGUUGGAGAGACGUCAGAAGCUGCUCCUAUCUCGACAGAACAGUCUCAGACAUUAACCCAAAACUUGGAAGCAUUGCCUCCUGGAUGGGAACAGCGAAUGCUUCCUAAUGGAAGAGUGUAUUAUGUGGAUCACAAUACCAAAACUACUACAUGGGAGAGACCUCUACCACCAGGUUGGGAAAAACGCGUAGAUCAACGUGGUAGGUUUUAUUACGUGGACCAUAAUACACGGACAACAACGUGGCAACGGCCAACAGCUGAGUCUGUUCGAAACUUCGAGCAGUGGCAGUCACAAAGAAAUCAACUUCAGGGAGCUAUGCAGCACUUCAACCAAAGGUUUUUAUACCAGCCAUCUGGAAUCUCUACUGACAAUGAUGCUCUCGGUCCUUUGCUUGCUGGCUGGGAAAAGCGGCAAGAUAAUGGACGAGUCUAUUUUGUUAAUCAUAAUACACGGACAACUCAGUGGGAGGACCCGAGAACCCAAGGGAUGAUCCAAGAAUCCCCUCUGCCACCUGGCUGGGAGAUGAAAUAUACAAAUGAAGGUGUUCGAUAUUUUGUGGACCAUAACUCUCGUUCCACCACCUUUAAAGAUCCUCGAACUGGAUUUGAUUCCACUUCUAGUUCUAAAAGUGGAUCUCCAGCAGCUUAUGAUCGAAGCUUUCGAUGGAAAUAUCACCAGUUCCGGUUCCUUUGCCAUUCCAAUGCAUUACCAAGUCACGUUAAGAUCAGUGUAUCCAGACAGACUCUAUUUGAGGAUUCUUUUCAGCAGAUAAUGAACAUGAAGCCCUAUGACUUGCGACGUCGACUGUAUAUCAUCAUGCGUGGGGAGGAGGGUUUGGAUUAUGGAGGUAUAGCAAGAGAGUGGUUUUUCCUGCUUUCCCAUGAAGUUCUCAAUCCAAUGUACUGCUUGUUUGAAUACGCUGGAAAGAACAACUACUGUCUGCAGAUAAACCCUGCAUCAUCAAUUAAUCCAGAUCACUUGACCUAUUUUCGUUUUAUUGGAAGGUUCAUAGCAAUGGCUCUUUACCAUGGUAAAUUUAUUGAUACCGGAUUCACAUUGCCAUUUUAUAAGUGUAUGCUGAAUAAAAAGCCUACAAUGAAGGACUUAGAAUCAAUUGAUCCAGAGUUCUACAAUUCUCUGCUGUGGAUCAAGGAGAAUAAUGUCGAAGAGUGUGGUUUGGAGUUGUAUUUUGCUCAGGAUAUGGAAAUCUUAGGCAAAGUUACAAGCCACGAGCUGAAGGAAAACGGGGAAAAUGUUAUGGUCACUGAAGAAAAUAAGGAGGAGUACAUGAGGCUGCUGACAGACUGGAGAUUUACUCGUGGAGUUGAGGAACAGACCAAGGCUUUCUUAGAUGGCUUUAAUGAGGUGGUACCAUUAGAAUGGCUGCGAUAUUUUGAUGAAAAGGAACUAGAGUUAAUGCUUUGUGGAAUGCAAGAAAUUGACCUAUCUGAUUGGCAGAAAAAUACCAUCUAUCGCCAUUACACGAAGAACAGCAAACAAAUCCAAUGGUUCUGGCAGGUUGUAAAAGAAAUGGACAACGAGAAGCGAAUCAGAUUAUUGCAGUUUGUCACUGGCACAUGUCGUUUGCCAGUUGGAGGCUUUACAGAGUUAAUAGGAAGCAAUGGGCCACAGAAGUUCUGCAUUGACAAGGUUGGAAAGGAUUCAUGGCUUCCAAGAAGUCAUACUUGUUUCAAUCGCCUGGACCUUCCCCCUUACAAAAGUUACGAUCAGCUAAAGGAAAAGCUGAUGUAUGCCAUUGAAGAAACAGAAGGCUUUGGUCAAGAGUAAAUGGUUAUGUAAGUGUACUUACAGCAAGCUACAGAGAGAAGCCAUCAAACAAAACAAUUUUGUUCAACUUUCAGAAGACUGUGCCUACCAUGAAGAACUUACAGCUUCAUUUUGAUUCUAUGUAUUUGUUUUAAGUGGAAUCCAGGGAAUAUUGCGUCUUUUUCUGUUGAGGCUAGCAUUCAGCAGAUUUCAUGAAGAAUAAUGCACCUUUAUUUCUCAAAAUUUAAGUUGUACUUGUUUAAGCUAUCAUAUGUUUAAAUAUAAUAACUUCUUUGUGCUUAAUCUGAAGUCUUUUUGAUAAUAUAUUGUUGCAAUAAUCUUGUAAUUGACAGUUUCCCUUCUAAUUCAGAGCAAGUGAACUGAGGUCACUAAUUGGAUCAAUUCAACAAUGUGUAAACAGAUUUGCAAGUAAUAUGAAUGAGGAAAAGAUAAUUUGACUUCAGUUGUUUCAAGGUCACUGUAAAGUAUCCUGGCGAUAUACUAACAUUAUGAUUGUGAUUUUUGUAAAGAUUGCAGUCAUGUUAUAAAUAUUUUGUUACAAAGAUUGUGAUACUGUUCAGAAUUAACAAAGUGACAUGUUUUAGUUUGCUUUAGCAAUCAUGGAUAAAUCAGGAUGACCAAAAAUGGACAUUUCUCUUAUACCUGCUUGAAAACUUGCUAUUAUGAUAGUCUUGUAGCUUCAGCAGUUGUCCCAUACCACUGCCUUUUUAAAUAAUUGGUAUUUUAAAUUAUGGUACCAUAUGUAGAACGAAUAAUCAUUUUCACUUAAAAUUCCACUAUAUAAUCAAUGUGCUACUUUGUUUUCAAGUUCAGGAAGAAAAUGUGAAAUGUCAGACAGAAUUGAAGACAAAUUUAACAAUUUUGCUAAACCUUAUCAUAAAAUCAUUUACUUGGAAUAAAAUUUUAAUUUAGUAAGCUUUUCAAAAUUGAACAUAUUGGAAGCAGCAAAUGUAAUUACUAAAUGAGAUUCUUGAGAUCAUAAUCAUUCUUUGCUGAUGCCCUCAAUGCUGCUUCCUCAUUUCAAUCAUUUGUAUAACAUGCUGGCUGUGACAUCAAAAGGUAAAACUCAGCAAACAUUAUGUCUAAUUUUCCUAAAAUUGUAGUAUUUUAUGAAGAUAUUUAAAAAUUCAGCCAGUCAAAGGCUUGCUUUGUUUUAUCUUUUAAUGAGCACUAAUAGAUUGAUAACUUUCCACCCUUUGGUAGAAAAAUAUUCACUAUUUUACUUAAAUUAUAUCUAUUGUACAAUCAAAGAAUGCAAGACAAAAUCCCUUAGAAACAAGACUUUUUUUCAAACUAGAUAAAAUAUUGUGCAUAAAAAUUGUAUAUUUGCCUUUCUGGAAUAAUAGCAAAAAAAUCAAAGAUUUUAUAGAUUUGCUAUAAGUAAUAGCUCAUGUAUGUUGCAGAAAUGUGGUAAAGAAUUUGUGGUUUUAUAACAGCACAGAAAUGAAACAUGAUGCAUAAGUCACUGUGCUGAACUGUAUCUAGAUAUUUACUGAUUUUCAAGAGACAAUGCUUUUUGAAAUGAGUUGUUCGUGACAUUUCCCAGUUUUGAAUUGGCUUGUGAAUUAUAUUUGAAUUUUCAGCACCUAUUGUGUUUAUGUUGAUUUUUCUCAGGUCCAGAUGAAUUAAACUCUGUUAAAUAACAAGCAAUUUCAAAAAUAAAAUUAAUUAAUUGAUUUAGAAUAUUGCCAAAUAAAAUCAAGUUCCUCAGGAAUAAUUAAAGUUGUGAAUAUUUAAAAAUGCAAGAUGUUAAUACGUCCAAAUAAUUUAAAAUUUAUGUUUUUGAUUGAAGGUCUUUGUGUAUCAGUAUCUUGUCCUGUUUAUCGUAGUUCCAGUCUCUUUCCUCACAGUUAGCUUUACCAUCUUCUUUCAGACUUUUUCUAAUUUUUUUUUAACCAUUGUCUUAACCUUUUUGAGCAGGAUGUUGUCAUUUUGAGUCCAGAAUUAAGUGACAUUCUGCAGUCCCAUGAUUAGAAUUUCUUUGAAGGUAGAUUCCCUCCUGACUCACUCUCAAGAUGAUCUGUCAGUACUGUGAUGUGACACAAAGCAGCAGGUAGCUGUGAGGGUACUGUUGCACCAUAGAUUGGUACAAACCGGGCUACUUUGUUUUAAAGAUGUUGGAAAUAAAAUUUGGUGGACAUGAAUCAUUCUAUCAUAUUAAAUAUUUACCACAUUAUAAAAAUGUUUAAA
This is a messenger RNA of Rhincodon typus (whale shark), 4547 nucleotides long. RefSeq names its product WW domain containing E3 ubiquitin protein ligase 2 (gene wwp2). Bases 183 to 2357 code for a protein of 724 amino acids. Gene Ontology annotation, molecular function: protein binding; ubiquitin protein ligase activity. Gene Ontology annotation, biological process: regulation of monoatomic ion transmembrane transport; protein K63-linked ubiquitination; ubiquitin-dependent protein catabolic process. The record is from RefSeq and is a predicted model, not a curated record. The transcript has 20 exons. NCBI's taxonomy places the organism in Eukaryota, Metazoa, Chordata, Chondrichthyes, Orectolobiformes, Rhincodontidae.